This is a messenger RNA of Aspergillus clavatus NRRL 1, 1761 nucleotides long. RefSeq names its product retromer subunit VPS17. Gene Ontology annotation, biological process: intracellular protein transport; retrograde transport, endosome to Golgi. The coding region runs from base 1 to 1761 and encodes 586 amino acids. Lineage: Eukaryota; Fungi; Ascomycota; Eurotiomycetes; Eurotiales; Aspergillaceae. Gene Ontology annotation, cellular component: retromer, tubulation complex; endosome; retromer complex. The transcript is spliced from 3 exons. The record is from RefSeq and is a predicted model, not a curated record. Gene Ontology annotation, molecular function: phosphatidylinositol-3-phosphate binding.
AUGGACUACUCGGCCAUAUCGCACGAUCCGGAGCAUCCUUCGGGCUCUGAUCCCUGGGCAUCUCCUCGGGCCACUCAGUCAUCCUUCCCUGCAUCGAGCAACAAUGACAUUCCCUCCUCGCCGCUUCCCCCGCAGCAUGACCGGGAAGAAGAUUCCCGUCCUAAGCCAUCUGAAAAUGGGGCUCCGAGCUCCCCUGACCUCUCCGCGCGGUUGCAGAGCGCACAACUAGGAGAUCCUGACUAUGCGGUUGAACAACCACCAUAUGCUACGCAGCCGCAAUAUGCCAAUGAGCCUCGGUCCCAACUGCCUGCGCGGUAUCAGACAGGCGCCAGACAGAAUGCCAGACACCCGGGCCCAGCGUAUAAGAUCCAGGCGAAGAUUACAGGACUAGAGCGUACGGGCAAGAAGGAUCCUGUACUUCGAUUUGAUGUUCAUACAAAUGUCCCCAAAUUCAGAACGACACAGUAUCGCGAUGUCCGACGCACCCAUGCGGAAUUCUCGAAAUUGGCGGAUCAUUUGAUUUCAGCAAACCCAGAGGUUCUCGUCCCUGCCGUGCCGCCGCCGUUGACCCCCGCCGGGGCUGGAACUGAGGAGGACGAGAUCCGAGUCAAGGCGUCCAUGCAGCGAUGGCUAAACAUUGUCAUGAGUAACGAGGUUUUGAUGCAAGAUGACGAGGUCGUCUUGUUCGUGGAGAGCGACUUUGGCUACAGCCCUGUCGUCCGGAUGAAGCAGCCUGCGACAGGAGUUCGAAGGAAGGUCCUGAAGCAAUUCGCCCCGCCCCCGGACGAUACGCCCGAAUUGCAAGAUGCACGACCGGUCGUAAAGAUGUUUUAUCUUGGGGCCAUGGAUACCAGCCACAAAGUUGACCGUGUGGUCAAGGCCCGUCGCGGCCUUGGUCUCGCCGAGACGGAUUUUGGUGUCAAGCUGGGGCAGAUGCAUGUGCAAGAGUCUCAUCCCGGUCUUGCGAAUGCCUACAAGAAGUUGGGCAAAGUCAUCCAGACGGUGGGAGACUACCACGCAGUUCAGGCAACCGCAGAGGCAACUACUCUGGAAGAUCCUUUGAGCUAUCAUUCGUCCGACGCAUUCAUUGUCAAGGAGACAUUGACCAACCGCCACAUCCUGCUUCGUGAACUGAUCCAAGCUCAGCAAGUUACCCGCAGCAAGCGUGCCGCUGCGGACCGGUUGAAGGGCAGCUCGUCGGUACGGCCGGAGAAGGUUGACGAGGCCAUCAACGCCUUGGACGAGGCCCAGGGGCACGAAGAUUACCUGACCAAGAAAACACAACGCGUCACAUCGAAUCUUCUGCUGGAGAAGCGUGCCUGGUUUGACCGCACAUCGAACGACCUGUUGAACAGUCUACGCGAAUACACUAUCCGCCAAAUUGAAUCGGAGCGCCGCACCCUUGCGACACUAGAAAGCGUUCGGCCGGAUAUCCGUUCUAUUGAUUCUUCCGGCGGUCUAAGUCGCCUGGGACGCGAGUCUCAUCCGUCCAUCCGACGGCCGAACAUGGCUUCCAGUCAAGGCCCCAAGGGAGACGCGUGGAGCGGCAUUCCCCGUCGCAGUGACAGCAUUGGACGCAGUCUGAGUGGUAGCUUCAUUGCGCCUACGCCCGAUGAGGAUGACGAGGUGAACGGACAAGGGGCCGCCGCUAAGGGACAACUGCGAUCGACCAGUGGCGUUGGAUCGAUUGCGGAGGAGGAUGACGAUGAUCGACUGGAUGCGAAGAACGCGGCCAGCCGACUGGCCACCAGCACCUUUUGA